Messenger RNA from Closterium sp. Naga37s-1, 717 nucleotides. The record is from the annotation of a GenBank genome assembly. Lineage: Eukaryota; Viridiplantae; Streptophyta; Zygnematophyceae; Desmidiales; Closteriaceae.
GGACAUUGGAAACAACAGCUUUACUGGAAGUUUCCCGGAUGCUAUCCUGCACCUAAAGAGGCUUAGAUUCCUGAGCAUGGGCAACAACAGUUUCACAGGGACUAUCCCCAGUGAAUUGACCAAUCUUGUAUACUUGGAACAGAUAAAUCUCAAUGACAACAAGUUCAGUGGAGUCAUCCCAUCCGUCCUGUUUCAGAAUUCCUCGUUGGGCUGGCUGGAUGUAACCAACAACUUUUUGUCUGGGGAGCUCCCAGCGACUCUCAGAACCAACUCUUAUCUUAACUUACUUAGCCUGGGAGGAAAUGACUUCACGGGCCCCUUACCAGACUUUUCACGCUGGAACGUCAAUUUCAAAUCGUUAGAUCUCAGCCGCAACAACUUCACAGGGUCGAUUCCUGACUCCAUUUCCAAACUCACCACCAUCGACGGCAUUUUACUCAACAACAACCAACUGACAGGCACCAUCCCCUCAGCCAUCUUCACCAUGAAAAAUCUGAAAUUCCUCUACAUGGCCAACAACCUUUUGACUGGCAGUCUGCCAUCUGCCAUCAGCAGACUCAAGAACCUCGAACAGAUCUGGUUGGACAACAAUAAGAUUGAAGGCCCUCUGCCAACUGAGUUAUGCUCUCUGCGCUGGCUGUGGCGCUUCAUGGUGCGCAACAACUACCUCUACGGACCCCUGCCAGACUGCCUCUUUGACAAGUGUAUCAACCAAAU